UGAAACUUGUAACUUAAAACUUGAAACUUAAUUUUCAACGAAACAAGUCAUAGUUUUUUUUAAUUUUGCGCCAUCUUGAAUUUUCAAGUAAUUUGCUUCAAGUGAAAUACUGACGGUCUAGGAAUGAACGUGGAAACUAGAAUAAGACAAAAUGCCGAUUCCUCGAAACAGGUAUCAACUAGACAAGCUGUUCUAACAGUGACAGUAAUCUUUGUUACAUCGUUAUCAGCAUUGUUCUAUGUGUACACUAGUUUUCCAGAACUUCCAGAAAAUGAACGACAACAUAUGAAGUUACCAUUGCAUAUCGAAGAUGCUAAAAAUCUGGGAAAACUUUUAGGACGAUAUAAAGAUCUCUAUUACUUUGAAGUAUUAACAGGAGUGUUUACGACCUACAUUUUCUUACAAACCUUUGCAAUUCCAGGUUCUAUUUUUCUAUCCAUCCUUUCAGGAUUUCUUUUUCCAUUUCCUCUAGCAUUAUUUCUAGUAUGCACCUGCAGUGCAAUAGGAGCCUCAUUGUGUUAUCUUCUAUCAUCGCUUCUAGGAAGGAAAUUACUCUUUAAGUAUUUUCCUACAAAAGCAAGAGAAUGGACACAAACAGUGAAGAAACAUAGACAUCAUCUUUUCAAUUAUAUGCUGUUUCUUCGGAUGACUCCGUUACUUCCAAACUGGUUCAUUAAUCUUGCUAGUCCUAUAAUUGGAGUGCCUAUUACACCUUUCACAUUGGGCACAUUUUUUGGAGUAGCACCACCAUCUUUUGUUGCAAUACAAGCAGGCCAGACACUGCAAAAUCUAACAUCAUCGACAGAUGCAUGGUCUUGGAAUAGUAUUUUAAUAUUGUGUGUCUUUGCAGUACUAUCACUAGUACCUGUUUUAUUUAAGAAAAAAUUAGAAGAAAAGUUUGAUUAAGCAUUAGGAAUGAAUUUAAGAAAUGAUUUAUUUAUUCAGAAAGCAUGCACUUAUUUACACGUGCGGUAUGCUGAGUAUUAUACAAAAAAAUAUUGAAACCCAAUUUAGUCUUAAUUCUGUUAUGGAUAUUGAAUCAAUUUCUAUGUGAUUCAAGAUUUCGUUAGAUAAACUAUAAAUAACAUUCCUCGGUUUAAUAAAUAGUGACAAUUGAGGAACAUAAUGGAAAACAUUCACAUGUCAUGGGACUAUAAACUUAGAGGAAAACAAACUUUAAGAAAUAUAAUUUCGUCAGGAAAUACUUGAAUCAAAAUUCAUGUUAUUUGAAGCUUUCUAUUGCAUUUUAUUUUAAAUAAAGUAUUGAUUCAAUAGCUCUUAUUUAUUAUUAUUUUGGUUAUUUGAAUCAUUUUGAAAUGCUAUUACUACAUAUUGCAAUAUGUAACGUAUAUAUAUGUCUAUAUAUUGUUACAUACGUUUAGUAAAUAAUAAAGGGUUGUAUAAAAUAAUUAGUUAACAACGUUCGUCCUUUAUGAGACAGCAGUAUAAAUUUCUUUUCUAUAAGAAAACAUACCUGUGACAGUGUUAUAAGUUAUCAGAAAGGACGUUCAAUCGCAACGUCCACUUGACAGUACAAAAAACAAAAAUCUGUAGAUAUACAGCAAGUCCCCGUUUUCCAUUGAGACCUCAAAUAUUUGAACUUAUAAUUAAAAAAUUAAAAAUCACGUUACACGUUAUAAUUUUAUAAAUAGUUCUAGUUCUAUUAGAUUGUUUAUAUUUUUCUAGAUUAUUUUAUUACCUCUAAUACAUUGAUUAAAUUUUCUUUCUUACUGCAAUUGUUGAAAAACGUCACAUCUAGAAAAUCUGCACAAAUUAAAUUCAUAUAGCCAUUACAUUUUAAUGUAUACACAAUCUUUAUUUAUAAAAUGUUGCACAGAAAUAUUUAUCAUAAAACCUACUUUAAUUAACAGGAAUAAAAUUAAAAAAUGAAAUUAUUAUACAAUUGUGAAAAAAUUCUUUAAUAAUGUAUUUAUUUAAAUUGACCAGAAGUAAUCUUUUAUUUGUCACAGUUAAAUUCUUAGAAUUAGAAUACAUCCAUACUUGCAGCUGAAAUUACUUAUGUUACUACCUAAUAAUUAUACAAAAAUAAUUUAGAUUCUGUAAAAUAUUUAGCAAAAAGAAAUCAUAUAACUAAGGGAUACAUUAGUAGAAUUUAAAGCUGGAAGGCUAAUUGGUCGCCAAUACCACCAAUUGUACCAUACUGAAAAAAAAUAAAGUUUAAAUAGUAAAACAUUGUAAUAAAAUUUAUAAUAACAAUUGAAAAAUAAUUUCAAGUAAAUGUAAAUAAAUGUUAAAAAUAUAUAACAUUGAAAAUAAAAAUAUAAUUACUUUAAUUAUACAAUGAAAUUAUCAAAUUAAGAUACAUACAAAUCUUCCCAGCAGAUAAUAAUACUAUGAAAGAUUCACAUGACCCACUGCAUUCAGGACUUGCUACCAUUUUUAUUAAUCUUGAACCAGUCGUACAUCUUAGUACUACAUUGCUGCACUCAGGGUUCGGCUGUUAAUUUAGAAGUAUAAUGUGUUCAAUGGAAAGAUAAUUUUAUAAAAUUAAAAAUUUUAAAUUGUAUUAACAGAAAAAAAUGGUUAUUUUCUUGAGAGCAUAAAUUAUAUGAACACUGAUAUAAUAGAUGUAAGUAACAUGUAUAAACAUGAAAUAGUAUUUUUUAUCUUUAGAGUAGGUACAAGCAAUAAUUUUUCGUAUGAAAGAAAAAUUAUAAUAAAUAUUACCAAAGCAUAUGGUGGAGAUUUUUGUUCAUCAAAAAAAAUAAAUUUUUCUGUACUUUGUUCCCACCAAAUUGGUGUAUCCACAGGUAUAGGAAAUAGUUUUCUUAAAAUUCGUCCUGCAGUCAUACGAUUAAUUCUCCAAGUAAUAUGAUUAUCUAAGUUUUCUGACAAGCAUAAAUCCGUCUUACUUUUCAUAACAUCUCGAAUAUGUCUGAAAUGUCAUUCCUUUAUUUAAAAAUAGUUUUUUUAAUAUAUUUAUCAUAAUUUUGAUGUCAUGUUUUAUAUUAUAAAAAUACCUGUAAGUUAAAUUAUUAGACUGUACUUUCAUAGCAUCCCUCUCAAAUACAUCAAAAUUUUCCCAAAAUAACUGCUUUACAUCUUUUAAAGAAAUUUCAGAUAAAUUUUCUGUUUUUGUAUAAGGAAUUCCAGGAUUGAAGGAUCUAGAUAUCUGGUGACCAGUUAAAUCAGGUACAAAGUGUACAACACUACAGGGCCAACAGUCAAUAUCAUUUACGUAAAAGUACGGAUUUUCCAAUAUACACCAUUCAUCAUAAAAUUCUAAAAAGAAUAUAAAUUAAAUAAACUAUUAAUUACAGCAUUAUAUUAAUAUUAAUAUCAUAUGAAAUUUGUUUUUCGUGUGCUUUGAUAACACAUUAAUAACAAAUGUGUUAGCAUUCUUAUUGUUACCUAUAAGAAACUUUAUAUUUAAAGAGACAGUAAGAUAUGAAAUAAGACUAUAGAAACAUUGAUUCAUAUAAAAUUAUUGUAAAGUAAAUUACAAUAUAAGAACACACCAGAUAAAGAAGGAUAAUGUUGAAUUACAGGCACAGCUAUUUUUCUAAGUAACUUUAAACCUGGGUAAAUAGAAUUUUGCAAAUUUCUCAUUAUCAUAACUGCAAUGAAUCGCUGAUCAAAACAAACAAAACAUACAAUUAUCACAAAUAAAAUUGUAGUUAUUAAUUUUAUACAAUAAGAUACACCACGUUGUUCUGUACUUGCUUCAAGAAUUCGAAAUGAUCUUGUUAACAUUUUGUCAAUAUCACUUUCAGAAAUAUUAUUUUCGCGCGCAUUUUGACGAAUUUUUUCUAGUUCAGUUUCAUAUGUUUCCAAAUUAACCAUUUUUUUCAAUUGCAAAAUAGAAAGGGUAUUAUCGUGAUCGAAAAUUCUAAUUUUAUUUGUAAAAAUGUUAAAUGUACAAACGAAUAUAUGCAAAGGUCAACUAUAUAUUCAAAGUUUAAAAAUAUUUUAUUUAAAUCUGAAGUAUAUAUGCGGAUGUACUUUCGGAAUAAACAAUGACAAAUACACGUGCUGCUGACAGUUUGUCAACAUACUGUAGAUGGUGCUACAAUCUUUUUGUUCACAUUCUUCUUACAUAGAUAUAAAAAACAAAUAUUAUUUGAAAAUGUGACGACUGCCGAUUGUUAAUACACAAGAAAAUUUCGGUGCGUUUAACGAGAAAUAUUGAUCAAAACGUGCACUACUGAAUAUCAUAACUUAAAGCAAACUUCUGCUUUGGUAUGUAAAUUAAUGUUGUCAACCGUCGGCAUUCUUCGCAUGCAAAAAUGAGUUUCGUAUUAUAAGUAUACGUAUAUGUAAGAAAUUGUAAUAUUAAUAAAAAAAUUGAAUUAAAUAUUACAUAAAGUUGAAAUAGAAGUGAUUGAUCUAUAAAUUUACAUUUAAACUAGUUUAAAAAGGGUAAG
Nomia melanderi (Alkali bee) is the source of this 4385-nucleotide messenger RNA. RefSeq names its product Transmembrane protein stas (gene stas). Gene Ontology annotation, biological process: autophagosome assembly. NCBI's taxonomy places the organism in Eukaryota, Metazoa, Arthropoda, Insecta, Hymenoptera, Halictidae. The record is from RefSeq and is a predicted model, not a curated record. Gene Ontology annotation, cellular component: endoplasmic reticulum membrane.